CCCGACUCAAAUCACGACAGUCAUAAAAAGAGAGCAUUUGAGGAAGGAGUUCUUGUGACAUAAUCAAACAGCGAUGGCAAAUAUAAUUAAACGAUCUAUUUUCACAUUUAUGGUCUUAAUGGUCUUGUUGGUAGCAUCAGUUGCGUUGUAUUUGAUCCAUAAAAAGUUGAAGUUGGUGAACCUUGAUACAUUCAUUGGACCAGUAACGACGUCUGUAUCAGAUUUUUACAUGGAAAGUCAGUGCAACGCUUGUUCAAAAAUAUUCGAGAAAACUGAUGACUGCCCUUACCAUCAGUUUGUUAUGACCACUCAUGAUAAAGGCCGACUGGGCAAUAAAAUGAGCGAAUAUGCUACCCUACUGGCCGUAUCUGCACUCACGGGAUUCACGCCGGUCUUGAGCAAGGAGCAUCACAGUGCUUUGAUAGACGUUUUCCCGUCCAUUCCGUACAAUGGAUCAAUUAUCAGUGAUUCCUGCAUCAAUGAAGCACACCAAUUAUUUACCGAAAAUUUGGCUGCGACCCAAGCAUUCUUGGCCACCAGACCUCAGGAACGAAUUCGUAAUAUUCGUUUGAUGCACUAUCCAAAUACAGUGUUCUACUUUGACAAGAUCAAAGGAAUCCUGAAAGAUCACUUUGCUUUCACGCCCAGGGUAAAUGAUGCCGCCGAAGAAUUUUUGGCCGCGACAAGACGACAAAUAGCUUCGAGGAUUCCCAACCCAAUUUGGGUUGGUAUACAUGUGCGUCGGACGGACUAUGAGCACCAUCUAGAUAUGUUGCAAAAUGGUACCUUGGUCAAGUUUGAGUUCUUUAUCAGGGCCAUGAUCAAGUUGAAAGAGACCCUGUCAGAUUCAAAUCCGAACUUUGAUCCAUCAAACCUGGUAUACCUGGUUUCAUCUGACGAUGUAGAUUGGAUCAAGGAUAAUUUCCAAACCCUAGCCCAUGCCGAGACCAUCAUAUAUGCUGCCAAUGCCUUUGAGAGCAAAUUUGAAUUUCCACCAAACCACUUGGACAUGUGCAUCAUGUCCAAAUGUAAUCAUUCUAUCGUUGACUACGGCACAUUUGGCUUUUGGGGUGCCUACUUGGCUGGUGGGCACACAAUCCAAGCUGAAAAUAUUGGCACAGGGUUCAGCAUUCAAGUCGAGUCCAUCAAACAAGCAAAACUAUCAAAAUGGCAAUUCAUUGAGGCUCAUUCAAGACAAACCCCGUGAUUGGAUAACGUCCUUGUCAUGAAAAAAAGCAAAUUGUCACUUUGAUUCCCCUUCAAGGCCUAUCCUAGAGAAGCUUUCAAAGGCUACUCUGCUCAUCAAGAGAAGAACUAUUGUCAAAACGAGAAUGGCACUACCUGCCGGGUAAAUAUAUUUGAUGCCACGGUAUUAGUAGCUGACUGGGCGACUUCAUGCCCCCUUUCUGUACCAUUUGUUACUGUUUUACAAUACAUUCACAUUU
Tigriopus californicus is the source of this 1445-nucleotide messenger RNA. RefSeq names its product galactoside alpha-(1,2)-fucosyltransferase 2-like. Gene Ontology annotation, molecular function: galactoside 2-alpha-L-fucosyltransferase activity. The transcript has 5 exons. The record is from RefSeq and is a predicted model, not a curated record. Gene Ontology annotation, cellular component: membrane. Lineage: Eukaryota; Metazoa; Arthropoda; Copepoda; Harpacticoida; Harpacticidae. The coding region runs from base 74 to 1207 and encodes 377 amino acids. Gene Ontology annotation, biological process: carbohydrate metabolic process.